AUGCCCGACUUACUUCUUCCACCCCCUUACCCGCCACUCAACCCCUCUGGUGCUGGCGGCUGGCGCUGGUGCUGGUUCCUGGUGCUGGCGGCUGGCGCUGGGGCUGGUUCCUGGUGCUGGCGGCUGGCGCUGGGGCUGGUUCCUGGUGCUGGCGGCUGGCGCUGGGGCUGGUUCCUGGUGCUGGCGGCUGGCGCUGGGGCUGGUUCCUGGUGCUGGCGGCUGGCGCUGGGGCUGGUUCCUGGUGCUGGCGGCUGGCGCUGGGGCUGGUUCCUGGUGCUGGCGGCUGGCGCUGGGGCUGGUUCCUGGUGCUGGCGGCUGGCGCUGGGGCUGGUUCCUGGUGCUGGCGGCUGGUGCUGGGGCUGGUUCCUGGUGCUGGCGGCUGGCGCUGGGGCUGGUUCCUGGUGCUGGAGGCUGGCGCUGGGGCUGGUUCCUGGCGCGGUAGCGGGGGGUGCGCAACGAGGGAGGGACGGGGAGGGGCAGGGACGGGUGGCGUACGGGAGGUGGGCGGGGUGUAAGCUGGCUGGCGCGUCGGUUGGGCCGCCACCCUUUUCCCCCUUCCUUCCCCCCCCCCACCGCGACCGUCUCUGCAACCGCGCAGGGCCGGGACGGGUGGGGAAGAGGUGGCGGGGUAGGGAGCUGACGACGGGCGGCGGCGGGUGCUGCUUGCGCAGCCGUCGCGGCUGGCGUUGGUCGGCGAUGACGGAAGGCCGCGACGACCAGCGCGCUGGUCGUCGCGACCUUCGCCAGCGAGCGUGCGACGAGGAGGCGACGCGGGGCAGCGCAUGUGGGCGAACGCGCUGGCAAGCCGCUGGCGAUUUUGCUGGCAUUAUCGCUGGCGCAUGGGCAACAAGCUCGUUGGCGGGUCCGGCGGCGGGUCCGUCGGCGCGUUUGCUGGCGCUCUCGUCGGCGGAACCGACGGCGGGUCUGUCGGCGGGUUUGCAUGCGGGUCCGUCGGCGUUAUCGCUGGUGCGUUCCUGGCGUGCGCGUUGGCGUGCGUUCCUGGUAAUGCGCGGGCGACGGGCUGAAAACGGGAAGAUGCUCACGAGGCGCACUAACGGGCGCGCCAUUGCAAGCACUAAUGGUGGGCCCAUUUGA
Messenger RNA from Closterium sp. Naga37s-1, 1095 nucleotides. Lineage: Eukaryota; Viridiplantae; Streptophyta; Zygnematophyceae; Desmidiales; Closteriaceae. The record is from the annotation of a GenBank genome assembly.